This is a messenger RNA of Neolamprologus brichardi, 1475 nucleotides long. It is a transcript of the gene cd34, whose product is annotated as CD34 molecule. NCBI's taxonomy places the organism in Eukaryota, Metazoa, Chordata, Actinopteri, Cichliformes, Cichlidae. The record is from RefSeq and is a predicted model, not a curated record. Gene Ontology annotation, cellular component: membrane. Gene Ontology annotation, biological process: cell adhesion.
GGGGUGUGGAAAAAGCACAGAGUGAGAGGCCAAAGAGUCGGGCCAUAUAAAGAGAAAGAGAACACAAACCAGGCUCUAUCUUUCUCCUCUAUCAGACCUCACCGACGACCCUUUGCUUCCCCACCCUCGCACUAACCUUCAGUGUGUAGAAACUUUUUGCUCUAACACAGUCCCAGCACCAACUGAGACCAAAGAGGAUGGCUACAUCCACGUGGAGAAUGAAUGGACUCUACAGAAAGAUGACUCAACCUCUGUUUCUCUGCACUCUGUUCCUUAGCAGUGUAGUGAUAUGUCAAGACCAAACCACCACCCCUACCACAGCACCGAGUGUCAAUAACGGGACAAACGAAACCUUCAUUGAUUCCCUCAUUACUUCACUAACCAAAAGUUUGGCUAACAACAGUGAGCUUUGGUUGCUCACGGCAGAACCGCAAACGGACGAAGACAACUCCAGCAAUGAUAAUACAAUGGUGGACAGUACUAAAGGUCCAUCACCAUCAUUAGAUUUAUCACCAUCAUCAUCAUCGUCGUCGUCGUCGUCAUCAUCAAAUUCCUCUGUGUUUGUGGGACUACUUGUCAGUGGUCUGCUUGCUGCCCUUGGAAUCACUGUAGGUUAUUGCUAUUGCCAACGCAGGACUGACACCAAGGCAGUGAAGCUGACAGAUGAGACCUAUCCAGCAGAUCAGGAGAACCAGGGGAGCACUCUUGCUUCUGUAGCCCCGCUCAUCCCCACUCCCGAGACCCAGGAGAAACCCAGCGUAAAUGGAGAGUCCCCCGAGGCAGCCAAGACCCAACCUCCUCCACCUACCAACGGCCACUCCACCACCAAGACAGCAGACACUGAGCUGUGAAAUAGUCCAAAAUGAAUUGAAUCCCAGGAACUACCCAUCUAUACACACAGACACGUCUGAUGAAAACACAUCUUUGUUUCAGAAUUCACUCCUGCCUAAUCAAACUGAGGCCACAGAAAUGUGGACUUUAGGGACUACAGCAAUCCCUUACAUAAACACUCCUGUUGUUAUAUGGUCCUGUUACCUGCUCUUUUAGCUAUGUGCCUCAAAAAAAAAUCAGGAAAACUAGUCUGAUGAUGACAAUAAUGGUAGAGAUGAAUGAUGCUGAUUAAUCACGACGAAGACUCGGUUCCUGGGUUUUGAUGGCAGUCAGGAAGGAGAAGAAAGACAGGAGAUGGGCAGUUCUGGGUGUGAAGAAACUAUAAUGUUAGUAUUAACCACAGCUUGCUACUAUGAUGACUGCAGCCUCUGGAGUCACAGCAAUGUGCUGUCCACUUCAGCAGAGGCUCUGCCUGUCAUCUGGUUUAAUGCUCCAGCCAAACAUCCAACUGAAAACACAGCUAAAGCACCUAAAUAACACGUGUCCUUACAUUAAUGUAAGACCAUAACAGACAGACAGGAACUAACUUACACUGCCUUGAAAUCUGUUUACAAGAAUACAUCUUGUAUUCUUAACGUGCGUAG